AUGGCAGUUCUGGAGACAUAUAAUGGGUAUCCGCUGUGGAGGUAUAUCCCUUCAUUACCAGCAGCAGUUGUUUUCGCCGCCCUCUUUACCAUUUUGACGGUCGCCCAUGGAUGGAAGAUGAUACGUCAUUCCAUGUGGUUUCUAUAUCCCCUUUCUCUCGAGGUCGUUGGUUAUGUAGGCCGAGCCGUGGCUCACAACGCGACUGGAGAGUUAAUCCCAUACGUUCUCCAGUCGACUUUCCUGCUCUUGGCACCGAUUUUGUUUGCCGCCUCUCUUUAUAUGACAUUGAGCAGAGUAAUCCGGGCAGUUGAUGGCGCUCAUUGCUCCAUCAUUGUUCCCCGGUGGCUAACGGUCAUCUUUGUCGUGGGCGAUUGCAUCAGCUUUGUCGUCCAGGCCUCCGGCGCGGGAUUAAGAAUCAUGGCUGGGCAGGCGAAACGCAAUAUCAAUCCUCACCUGGGUUCUUGGAUCAUCGCGGGGGGCUUGGUCUUCCAGAUUAUUGUAUUUGGAAUCUUCAUCUUCACCGGCUUGCGCUUCCACUUGUUGUUUAAAAGGGAUCCUGCGGCAAUACGUGCCGAGAGCAUCCCUUGGCAAGGCAUUAUGUAUAUGUUAUUCAUGACUUCGGCUGCCGUUAUGAUGCGAAACAUCUUUCGUAUGGUUGAGUACGCGAUGGGCCCUGACGGAUAUCUUUUCACCGUUGAAUGGGGCGUCUAUGCCUUUGACGCAUCGCUCAUGACAAUAACGAUGACCCUUUUCUGGCUGUGGUACCCUUCUCAACUAAAGUCUGCCAUUGAUAAAGGCAGUUUAGAGAUAGGUGGGAGCCAGCCCAGGCAGGCGUGA
Messenger RNA from Clonostachys rhizophaga, 837 nucleotides. Lineage: Eukaryota; Fungi; Ascomycota; Sordariomycetes; Hypocreales; Bionectriaceae. The record is from the annotation of a GenBank genome assembly.